This is a messenger RNA of Stomoxys calcitrans (stable fly), 1226 nucleotides long. It is a transcript of the gene mRpL39, whose product is annotated as large ribosomal subunit protein mL39. NCBI's taxonomy places the organism in Eukaryota, Metazoa, Arthropoda, Insecta, Diptera, Muscidae. The transcript has 5 exons. The coding region runs from base 105 to 1097 and encodes 330 amino acids. Gene Ontology annotation, biological process: threonyl-tRNA aminoacylation. The record is from RefSeq and is a predicted model, not a curated record. Gene Ontology annotation, cellular component: mitochondrion. Gene Ontology annotation, molecular function: nucleotide binding; threonine-tRNA ligase activity.
GUUUUGUUUUGUAACUAUCCUUUUCUUUUACUUUUAAACACUUGCUUUUUUAUAGCAAAUAAUAAAUUAAAACUACAUAUAAGAUUUUCCUUUAAGAAAAAAACAUGUCGAUAAUACAAAAAAUACGGCCCUCUUUGUGGAACAAAAUGAUGAAAUGGAAGAAAAGCAGUGAAAGGAACUUUUCUAAUGCAUCAAUAGAACGGCGCAAUACCCUGUUUACGGAAGAACAAGGAAGACAACGCGAACGUGUUGGCCGUAUCGAAAAGAUAGAAGUUCGCUAUUUAGGUCUUCCUCAAGAUGUUACAUUUGUUAUGAAUCGGGACAUUUCGACGCCUUAUAAUUGUGCUCAACACUUAAGCGGAGGUCAUUGCAAGCGAUCUGCAUUAGCUUUAGUUGACGGCAAUGUAGCUUGGGAUAUGCAUAGGCCUUUGCCAGAUAAUUGCACAUUACAACUUUUGCAUUUUAUGGUAGCUGAUCCUCACGUGGUUAAUAAAGCUUUUUGGCGGUCUUGCAGUUUUAUGUUGGGUGCCGCUCUCCAAAACGCAUUUAAGGAAGAGGCUGAUUUACAACUGCACAGCUUUCCUGGUCCAAACAUUAAAUCCGGAAGUUUUGUUCAUGACAUAGUUCUGGGGUCCAAGACGUGGGAACCGACGAAAUUCGAGUUACGUGCUUUAUCCGCGGAAAUGAUAAAAUUGGCAACAAAAGAUUUUAAAUUUGAACGACUCGAAGUGGAUCAUGAUUUAGCCAUGGAAAUGUUUAAGGAUUCUCAAUACAAAAGUGAACAAUUGCCCAGUAUUUCAAAUCAGAAUCAAGGACGUGUCGUGGUGUACCGCUUAGGGAAGCACAUUGACAUUUCGCGUGGACCAAUGAUUGCUUCGUCAAGAUUUUUGGGCAAAUGUACUGUUACUGCCGCUCACAAAUUAGCCGAUGAAGACGAUAAAAAGGCAUUUUAUAGGAUACAGGGAGUCGCUUUGCCAACAGGAUUUGUACUUAAUCAUGUUACGUUUGGCACAUUGGAAGAGCGUGCUAGGAAGUUGAAUCCGGCACGGCAACCUAAUGAACCAUUUGAAGAGCUAUCGCAUAUGCAAAUGGCCUAAAUGUCUACAAUUGUGAGUAGCGUCAACAAUUAUCUUAAGUAUUUUUGAUUUAUAAUACAUACAUACCAUAAACAAAUAAAAAAAGUAUGCGAAUUAUUUAUUUAAAAUAAAUUUGUGGUUCAAUCUGAA